Messenger RNA from Botrytis fragariae, 1320 nucleotides. RefSeq names its product putative ubid family decarboxylase protein. Lineage: Eukaryota; Fungi; Ascomycota; Leotiomycetes; Helotiales; Sclerotiniaceae. Bases 1 to 1320 code for a protein of 439 amino acids. The record is from RefSeq and is a predicted model, not a curated record. The transcript has 10 exons.
AUGAUUGAGAACACUGAGCAGGUUGCUCAUACAGCCUAUGCAGUUACCUCUGUGGUGCUCUUGUUAACCUGUGCCAGAUUCUUCUUAAGGCGACUCAAGCAUGAGAGGAUCUACCCUGAUGACUGGCUCAUGAUAGGCGCUUUCCUUCUUAUGGGAGGGUUUGCUUCUACGUUCCCCGUUCUUCUCCAAACCGGAUCAGGAAAACAUGCCCACUCAGAUAUUGAAACUGUCGAAGAAACGGAGUUUGACUCAAAGUAUAUCAUGUUCGGACGUAUCGCCUACCUAUCUUACAUUUGGUCUCUGAAAGCUUGCAUUCUACUCUACUAUUACCGUUUAACUACUCGGCAGCCGGAACAGAGAUAUGUGAUCUUCACUUUCUAUUUGAUUGCUACGACUUGGACAACUACUUUCUUGCUAUGGAUGCUUCAAUGCCACCCGUUUAAUCUGAAUUGGAAGUUUACAAAUCCACCUCAAAAAUGUGCAAGAGUUGGACUGCUGUUCAUGGCAAUUUCGAUCAUUGUAACUAAUGUCAUUUUGGUUAUUAUCCCUUUGCCAAUGAUUUGGCGAACGCAAAUGGUGACAGCCACAAAACUUAAAGUAUCAGCCGUGUUCCUCGUUGGUAUAUUCCUUGUUGUAAUAUCUAUCAUACGAACCAUCUUGCAGGAAAGCAAAAUCCAACAAAUCGACGACAGGUUCUUUUGGGGAAACAUGGAGUGUCUUCUAAUGGCGUUCUUUGCCAAUGCUCCUAUACUCAACGCCCUUUAUCGACGCAUCAGAGCUGGUGCUGGAUCCAGCCACCUCGUAUCUAGAUCCGAUAUGAGAUCUGCCAGAAAUACAGAUGGUAUUGAGCUUUGUUCUGCUGAAGACUCGAGAGAAAUUGAUUUCAUGGAAGCGAUUCGAGGAGGACCUGAACCCGAGCAUGAGAAACUGUCAAGUCACACAUAUGCUUUACCAGCCUCGCCAGCACCAGCCAGAACCGCAUCCAGAUCUCCAAACCAUUCUAGACGCAAAGAAGUUCCCCAUACCAACGUACUACUCUCCGUAUCAAGAUCCAAAGGAACAAAUCGCGACUCACUCGGACGCGCCGUUCAAACUGUUGAGAUCGUCCAAACUUCUGAACCUGCAGAUCCUAAAAAUCCAAUGGUGAUAAAUCCAUUAGGAGGCGUUGGCCGAGUUGAAACGAAAAUUUCUCAUCAUGAUACCUCGCCGUUACCAAGUAAUCCGGAUAUUUACGACGAACUUUAUUCUUCUGCUCAUAGAUCUAUGACUUUGGAAGAUAUGUUAGCGGAGCCUAAUUCGCCUGGUCGGAAACAAAGAUGA